Peromyscus leucopus (white-footed mouse) is the source of this 4104-nucleotide messenger RNA. It is a transcript of the gene Ilf3, whose product is annotated as interleukin enhancer binding factor 3. Gene Ontology annotation, cellular component: precatalytic spliceosome. The record is from RefSeq and is a predicted model, not a curated record. Gene Ontology annotation, molecular function: double-stranded RNA binding; single-stranded RNA binding. The coding region runs from base 1342 to 4104 and encodes 920 amino acids. The transcript is spliced from 21 exons. Lineage: Eukaryota; Metazoa; Chordata; Mammalia; Rodentia; Cricetidae.
ACAUGUGGUCAAGGGACAACUUGUGGAUCUAUCCUUCUACUGUGUGGGCCCUAGGGUUUAAACUCAGGUCAUCAGGCUUGAUGGCAACCCAUCAAUCCAUCUUGCCAGUCCUCCUUCUUUGUUUUUCGUUUUGUCAGGAUGUUGCCUUGUAGCUCAUUCUGGCCUUGAACUCUAGACAUCCUACCUGGAUCACUUAUGUGUGCCAUGAUGCCCUGUUACAUUAUGUUUUGAGUUUCCGAUUUAGUGCUGGGAUAGCACCCAGUGCCUGCAGUAGUAAAGCUAAGCACAUGCUUUACUACUGAGCAACCUCUGUUUCGUCUGUCUCCUGCUUCGGUUUAUUUAUAAAGCCCAGCAUGCUUGGGUGGCGGAAUAUAGGCAGUGAAAUGAGCAUGUGCUUAGCUCUAUGAGUCUCUGUGGUCGAGUCUGGAACUUCAGACUAAGUAAAAUUUUGAUUUCUGUGACAAAUGCCUCUAAUCUAGCACUUGAAGGUAGGGUAGAGGAGAAUCCAGAAUUGAAGGUCAUAUUCCCCUGUGUAGCAAAUUCAAGACCAGCCUAAGCUACCAGAGAUCCUACCUUGAAAAACCAACCCUGGGAGGGAGAUAGCCUGAUGGAUAGGAAUGCUUGCUGCACAAGCAUGAAGAUCUGGGCUAGAAUUCCCAGUGUCCUCGUAAAAAGCUGGACUGGACAUGGCCUCAAGAAGGAUGUAGCCCUACUAUGUAGGUGGGGCAGAGACAGGAGGGUACCAGGGGCUUUCUGAGUGCCAGCACAGCUCUAGGUUUGGUGAGAGGCUCUGUUGCAAGGGGAUAAAGUGGGGAAUGAUAGAGCAGGACACCUAAAGCCUUCUCUGUCCUUUCACGUGUACCCACAAAGACUUGUGUGCAUGUACCACACAUUUGCAAGAUUGUCAGUGGUAGAGCAUAUGCCCAUAGGAAUGCUCUAGAACUGCAGAAGAGUCCAAGCUAGGCUUGAUGGUGCACACCUGUACUCCUGGCACUUGGGCAGUGGAAGCAGAAGGAUUUAGACUCUGGAGCCAGCCUGGGUUGCAUAAAAUCCUGACACCCUCUCUGCUGCCCCCCAGCAUGCUAUAUAGGAAGAAAUGAAACAUGGGCAAACAGAAAACCCUCAGUGUGUGGCUGGAUUCAGAUAGGUCUUCUGGAAUCCUGCUGUCUUCCUGUGAAGGGAAAUUGGAGUGAGUUGCUUGGCUACCUGGGAAGACAGAUGUGUCCUGCUGUGAUCCAGCCCUUUAUAGUUGAAGUAUUGGUAACACCAAGGAAAGCUGUCACAAUUUGAAAAGAUAUCCAAGACUGAUUUCCAGACACUACAAGAAAAAAGGAAGGAAAAAUGGCAUUGUACCAUCAUCACUUCAUCACAAGAAGAAGAAGGUUUUCGCAUUUCCAGCGUCCCAUGAGAAUUUUUGUGAACGAUGAUCGCCAUGUGAUGGCAAAGCAUUCUUCAGUGUACCCAACGCAAGAGGAGCUGGAGGCCGUACAGAAUAUGGUAUCUCACACUGAGCGGGCCCUCAAGGCUGUCUCUGACUGGAUUGAUGAGCAGGAGAAGGGCGGCAGCGAGCUCGCUGAGGCAGAAAAUAUGGAUACGCCCCCAGAUGAUGAGAGCAAAGAAGGGGCUGGGGAACAGAAGGCGGAACACAUGACUAGGACCCUGAGGGGCGUGAUGCGGGUCGGCCUGGUAGCCAAGGGUCUUCUGCUCAAGGGGGACUUGGAUCUGGAGCUGGUUCUGCUCUGUAAGGAGAAGCCCACAACUGCCCUUCUGGACAAGGUGGCUGACAACCUGGCCAUCCAGCUCACUACUGUAACAGAAGACAAGUACGAAAUACUCCAGUCUGUGGAUGAUGCUGCGAUUGUGAUAAAAAACACAAAAGAACCCCCCUUGUCCUUGACCAUCCACCUGACCUCCCCUGUUGUCAGAGAAGAAAUGGAGAAAAUAUUAGCCGGAGAAACGCUAUCAGUCAACGACCCCCCGGAUGUUCUGGACAGGCAGAAAUGCCUUGCUGCCUUGGCGUCCCUCCGACACGCCAAGUGGUUCCAGGCCAGAGCCAAUGGGCUGAAGUCAUGUGUCAUUGUCAUCCGUGUCCUAAGGGACUUGUGUACCCGAGUGCCCUCCUGGGGUCCCCUCAGAGGAUGGCCGCUGGAGCUGCUGUGUGAGAAGUCCAUCGGCACUGCCAAUAGGCCCAUGGGUGCUGGCGAAGCCCUGCGAAGAGUGCUGGAGUGCCUGGCCUCCGGCAUCGUCAUGCCAGAUGGUUCUGGCAUUUAUGACCCUUGUGAAAAAGAAGCCACUGAUGCUAUUGGGCAUCUAGACAGACAGCAACGGGAAGAUAUCACACAGAGUGCGCAGCAUGCUCUGCGGCUCGCUGCUUUUGGUCAACUCCAUAAAGUCCUAGGAAUGGACCCCCUGCCUUCCAAAAUGCCCAAGAAACCAAAGAACGAGAACCCAGUGGACUACACUGUUCAAAUUCCCCCCAGCACCACCUACGCCAUCACACCCAUGAAACGCCCCAUGGAAGAGGAUGGGGAGGAGAAGUCUCCCAGCAAAAAGAAAAAGAAGAUCCAGAAGAAAGAGGAGAAGGCCGAACCUCCCCAAGCUAUGAAUGCCCUGAUGAGGCUGAACCAGCUGAAGCCGGGGCUGCAGUACAAGCUGAUCUCCCAGACAGGUCCUGUUCAUGCCCCCAUCUUCACCAUGUCUGUGGAGGUAGAUGGCAGUACCUUUGAGGCCUCAGGGCCAUCUAAAAAGACUGCCAAACUACAUGUGGCUGUAAAGGUGUUACAGGACAUGGGCUUGCCAACAGGCGCUGAAGGCAGAGACUCCAGCAAAGGGGAGGACUCGGCUGAGGAGUCAGAUGGGAAGCCAGCCGUAGUGGCUCCACCUCCUGUGGUAGAAGCUGUCUCCAACCCCAGUUCUGUCUUCCCUUCAGAUGCCACGACUGAGGACGUCAAACAGCAGGGGCCCAUAUUGACUAAGCAUGGCAAGAACCCAGUUAUGGAGCUUAACGAGAAGAGGCGUGGCCUCAAAUACGAGCUAAUUUCUGAGUCGGGGGGCAGCCACGACAAACGGUUUGUUAUGGAGGUUGAAGUGGAUGGUCAGAAGUUUCAAGGUGCUGGUUCAAACAAAAAGGUGGCAAAGGCUUAUGCUGCUCUUGCUGCGUUAGAAAAGCUUUUUCCUGAUGCCCCCCUUGCCCUUGAAGCCAACAAAAAAAAAAGAACCCCUGUACCUGUUCGAGGUGGACCCAAAUUUGCUGCCAAGCCACACAACCCUGGCUUUGGCAUGGGAGGCCCCAUGCAUAACGAGGUGCCUCCACCUCCCAACCUUCGAGGCCGGGGUCGAGGAGGGAACAUCCGUGGGCGAGGACGAGGGCGAGGAUUUGGUGGCGCCAACCAUGGAGGAGGCUACAUGAAUGCUGGUGCCGGAUAUGGAAGCUAUGGGUACGGCAGCAAUUCGGCCACGGCAGGCUACAGUCAGUUCUACAGCAAUGGAGGGCAUUCUGGGAAUGCCGGUGGUGGAGGCAGCGGGGGCGGUGGUGGCUCCUCCAGCUACAGCUCCUACUACCAAGGAGACAGCUACAACUCACCAGUGCCCCCGAAACAUGCUGGGAAGAAGCCGCUGCAUGGGGGCCAGCAGAAACCCUCCUACAGCUCGGGUUACCAGUCCCACCAGGGCCAGCAGCAACCCUACAACCAGAGCCAGUACAGCAGCUACGGCACGCCGCAGGGCAAGCAGAAAGGCUUCGGCCAUGGGCAGGGCAGCUACUCCUACUCCAACUCCUACAGCUCCCCUGGUGCUGGGGGGGGCUCCGACUACAGCUACGACAGCAAGUUCAACUACAGUGGUAGUGGAGGUCGCAGUGGCGGGAACAGCUAUGGCUCCAGCGGGUCCUCCUACAGCGCGGGCUCACAUGGGGGUUACGGCGGCGCAGGGGCCGGGGGCGGCGGCUCUUCAUACCAAGGCAAACCAGGAGGCUACUCAUCACAGUCGAACUACAGCUCCUCUGGGUCCAGCCAGAGCUACAGCGGCCCUUCCAGCUCCUACCAGUCCUCACAAGGUGGCUACAGUCGGAACACAGAGCACAGCAUGAACUACCAGUACAGAUAA